Molecule: messenger RNA, 1686 nt
Organism: Talaromyces atroroseus
Lineage: Eukaryota; Fungi; Ascomycota; Eurotiomycetes; Eurotiales; Trichocomaceae
Exons: 4
Coding region: 1-1686 (561 amino acids)
Molecular function (GO): oxidoreductase activity, acting on paired donors, with incorporation or reduction of molecular oxygen; monooxygenase activity; iron ion binding
Source: RefSeq, a predicted model, not a curated record
AUGGCGGGACGAGAUUUCGAUCUCUCUCAACUUACACAAGGUCAUUCUCAUAUAAUUUACUUCAUCUUCAUACUCGCUCUAGCCCUGCUACUCUACUCCUAUGUCCGCACGCAUGUCGAGAUUAUACGAUAUCCUUCUACUUUGCCUCUCAUUCGGGAACCACAUGGUAAACGACGAUUCAGCUUGAAAACCCGCCUUGCGUAUUAUUUGGACUGUCGGAGCUUAUACAGCGAGACUUAUGAAACUUAUUCGAAGAAGAAUAUUCCAUGCUUGUUACCCGGAAACGGUUUGUUCCGCGACGAGGUCGUUUUACCGCCAUCGUAUUUGCCUUGGAUUACUGCUCAGCCUGAUAAUGUCCUCAGCGCGGUAGAUGCCAUGCGAGAGCUCAAUCAAAUUGCUUGGACAGCAGGUCAUCGCAAGUACAACGAUGACGGUUGGACGGGGAAGCUGGUAGAGACCUUCCUGACCGGAGGCCGGUCCCUUGAAAGGUUGAUGCCUGGUUUGCACGACGAAUUAGGGUUGUCUUUAAGUGAAUUGUUUGGCACGGACACGGGUAAAUGGAAAGAGAUUGAAGUUUUAGAAAUCAUGAAAGAAGUGGUCGUCAGGGCAUCGGGGAGAUACAUUGUCGGGGUGCCAUUAUGUCGAGACAGAACAUACAUGCGUCACAACAUCUAUUUCGCUGAUCAAUUUGUUCUUGUUGCGGGAAUUAUAGGAGCUUUGCCAAAGCUCCUUCGCCCUAUUCUCGGUCCUAUCGCUGCGAUACCACUCCGCUAUCAUAUUUGGAAGAUAAAGAAAGUAUUCCGGCCAACGUUUAAGCACAGGGUGCGCACCGUGAAUCAAUACGCAGAUCAGAAAAAUAGCAACUGUUUGAAGACUCCAGAACCUGUAGACCAUCUCCAGACAAUGUUCCGAUGGGCACAAAAGAACAGACCAGAGGAGCUUAAUCUACACGACAUGACAAUCCGACUAGCACUGACUAGUUUUUCUGGGACACAUCAAACCAGCAUUGCCAUUACAAAUAUAAUUUUCAACAUUCUAGCUUCAGACACCGAGUAUGACACUAUACGAAUCCUACGUCGCGAGAUAACGGAAGUACUUGGUGAAUCUGCUUUCAAUCCAGGUUUGGAACCAGAGAGAUGGUCAGAGUUAUGGACAAAGGCAACUAUAUCCCGGAUGGUACGUCUUGACAGUGUUCUCCGUGAGACGAUGCGCAUUAGCACCUUUGGUCAUCGAAGCAUGAUGCGAAAAGUUAUGGUUGACCGUCUCGAGAUACCCGGGGGAAAUGACGAGAUAUGUGUACUACCAAAAGGAUCUAUGAUCUCAAUUCUCGCUCUACCUGUACACCGCGAUCCAGAAAUCUUUGAUGAGCCGCUGAAGUUCAAGCCAUUCCGCUUUUCACAGCAACGAGAAGCAGAGAAAUCUCAGGCAAACCGCCCUACUUCCUCGCCACAUGCGGGUUCCAACGGGCCACAGUUUCUACCCUUUGGAAAUGGACGUCAUGCAUGUCCGGGCAGGUUUUUGCUGGACUUUGAGUUGAAAAUGAUUGUGGCAAAUCUCUUGAUGAAAUACGAUAUUUCAUUUCCAAAUGAGUACCAUGGUCAACGGCCGGAGAACGUUUGGGUAGCGGAAGUACAGGUGCCCCCUAGCUGGGGAAAAAUACGGGUCAAGAGAAGGAUAGCCAAAUGA